Molecule: messenger RNA, 1563 nt
Organism: Ilyonectria robusta
Lineage: Eukaryota; Fungi; Ascomycota; Sordariomycetes; Hypocreales; Nectriaceae
Product: acyltransferase family-domain-containing protein
Exons: 2
Coding region: 1-1563 (520 amino acids)
Biological process (GO): polysaccharide biosynthetic process
Cellular component (GO): membrane
Molecular function (GO): acyltransferase activity, transferring groups other than amino-acyl groups
Source: RefSeq, a predicted model, not a curated record
AUGAACAGCUACGCCCUUGGCAGUGUACCCAACUCUCUGGAAGAGAACACGGGUCUCCUUGAAGAACGACUAUCAUCUGACAACGAUGCGGAGCCCAGAAAUGUCAUCUUCGAACUGGAUCGACGGUUUUCUAGGCCAACAUGGACCAGCUACCUCAUCUCCCUCGUGGAAGCAGUUGGCGCGAUUCACUGGGGAUCCGCGAUAUCUGAUAUUGCAUGGUUCUGCGUCCCCAGCUUCCUACAGGGCCGCCAUAUGCGCGAAAAGAUCCGUCCCGCCAAGGUCCAUCCCACAGCCUAUCUCGAUGGCAUGCGAGGCGUGGCCGCCCUCUUCGUCUACUUCUGCCACUACACCGUCCAGGGCUUCGUCAUCAACAGAGGCUGGGGCUGGCAGGGGACAUUAUAUGGCUUCUGGCGACUGCCCUUCGUGCGUUUGUGGUAUUGCGGACCGCCCGCUGUCUCCAUCUUCUUCGUGAUAUCCGGCUACGCUCUCUCCUACAAACCCCUCAAGCUUAUGCGAAGCCACAAAACCCAGGACUUUUCCAUCAACAUGACCUCCAUGGUCUUUCGCCGUGGAAUCCGACUAUUUCUCCCGACCGCCAUUUCAACAUUUAUCUUUUUCUGCAUGAUUCGGUUGGGUGCCUUCGAGUUGACUCGUGAACUAGUCAGCAACAAGGCCUACUUCAGACACGUGGUACUCCACGUUCCAAAUCGACCUGACUCUGUAACUGCACAUUUCAUGCAAUGGGUUAGGCAUAUAAUUCGCGGCUUCAAACUCUUUGACUUUAUCGACCGUUCGGCACUCACAGAGUUUGACCUUUUCUUAUGGACUAUUCCGAUCGAAUACCGCUGCUCGCUGUAUCUAUCUGCCAUGCUUGUUGGCACAGCUCGUCUCCAGACCAAGUACCGGCUUCUCACCCUUGCCUUUGCCAUCUAUGUAGUAUAUCGGUCCGUCAGAUGGGACUUUCUCAUGUUCCUCUGCGGCAUGGGCCUUGCUGAGUGGGACCAGAUCCGCGGGGCUCAUACUACAUCGCCCACUCUACCGGUGGAUGAAAAACAAUCUGGUUCCGCUCGACAGCGAUUGAAGCCGAUUUUAUGGAACUUGAUUAGCAUCUUGGCAUUGUAUUUCUUGAGCCAACCUGAUGUUGGCGGCGAAGAGACCCCUGGUUGGAUUUUUCUUACGUCGAUAAUCCCGGAGUGGUGGGACAAGCCGUAUCGUUACUGGCAAGGUCUUGGUUCAGUCCUCUUCAUCCUCUCUGUCAGUUACUCGGCAUUUUGGUUGAGAGUCUUCAAUUCGGGCCCCAUCCAGUACUUGGGAAAGAUUUCAUACUCUUUCUACAUCGUCCACGGACCGACAACUCGCCUUAUAGGCUAUCACAUAGAAGGCUUGGCUUGGAGCAUAACAGGCGUCGAGGGCCAUUGGUACACCGUCGGUUUCGCCCUGGGGGCUUGUUUCUCACUGCCAUGCGUCGUGUUCAUCGCUGAUAUUUUCUGGCGGGCUGUUGACAUCCCGGCCGUGAAAUUUGCCAGAUGGCUCGAGGGAAAGGUCAAUGUCAAGGAAGAUUAG